This is a messenger RNA of Spizellomyces punctatus DAOM BR117, 747 nucleotides long. RefSeq lists its product as uncharacterized. The record is from RefSeq and is a predicted model, not a curated record. The transcript has a single exon. Bases 1 to 747 code for a protein of 248 amino acids. NCBI's taxonomy places the organism in Eukaryota, Fungi, Chytridiomycota, Chytridiomycetes, Spizellomycetales, Spizellomycetaceae.
AUGAAUCCACAGAAUAAAGAUAACCCUCAGUUCGCAACUUCAAAGAAAUCAUUUGGUAAAGAACAGCCUAAAACUAGCCCUACAAAAGAAGAAAAGGUCUUCACCAGCUUAAAAGCCGCUUGGCAACGGUCGGUGGGGAAUCUCUCGCCUGCUGCGGUGCACAAGCUGUCUCAGCUACAAAGCCAAGCAUCUUCGAGGUUACUGCAAACAGGAGAUGCUGCCAGUAAAAUUGUCCGAAAUGCCAUUUCAAAAUCAUCGGACAUCCGCGGUGCCGCGAGCGAAACGGCCAAAAACUUAGCGAAAAGCACUGCAGCAAACCUCACAGGCACGAUCAAAGUUGCAGCAAACCGAGCUUCGAAUGCCAUGUCUGAUGUGGCAUCCACUGCGAAAAAGUCCGUGGCAGAACAAUCUGAAAAAGUGCUCAACGGAUCUUCGUGGACAGCCAAUGCGGCUGGCAACAAAGUCGCCGAAAGCGCACAAUCGGCUGGUGAACGGUUACAAUUGAGUACACUAAGUGCUGCCCGGCGAACGAAAGCAUAUCUGCACGAAAGAUUGCCCUCCCUGACCUCCAGGGCUUCAACCGGCGGACGAAAACUAAGAAAUUGGGUUCUGAUCAUUGGAUUCGGCGGAUUAUUUGCAUAUGGGUUAGGAACCGCAAUUCCGCAUGCUGUAUCGCGGUACUACAUUGAAAAGUCUCGCCAUGAACUGGAAACACGACAGCUGAACACUCAAAGGGAUGCGGAAUAA